Messenger RNA from Aspergillus eucalypticola CBS 122712, 1072 nucleotides. Its product is annotated as TatD family hydrolase. The record is from RefSeq and is a predicted model, not a curated record. The coding region runs from base 102 to 1055 and encodes 317 amino acids. Gene Ontology annotation, molecular function: 3'-5'-DNA exonuclease activity. Gene Ontology annotation, cellular component: cytosol. The transcript is spliced from 2 exons. Lineage: Eukaryota; Fungi; Ascomycota; Eurotiomycetes; Eurotiales; Aspergillaceae.
CUAGUUCAAAGAUUAGAAUCAUAGAAGUACGCUAUUUACUCCACAUUAUAUACACCUCAAGGCCGCCAAUCAAGCAAUAUCGGACAGCCAGUCCCUCAACAAUGGCCACAGACACAAAGCCCCUCCGCUUCGCCGAUGUAGCGGUAACCUACACGGCCGACCAGUUCCAAGGCAUCUACCGGGGCAAACAAUACCACCCCUGCGACUUUGGGGAAGUCAUCCAGCGAGCCAAAGCCUACAACUGCGAAAAGAUGAUGUUAACGACUAUGAACCUGGAAGGAUUCCACCGCAACCUGGAACUCGUCCGUCAACACCCAGAAACAUGCACCCUAACACUAGGCGUGCACCCGUACCACGCAGGAGAGAUCUACGCCUCCACCAGUGAACCAUCCUAUCUCUCCCAGAUCCGCGAACUAGGCCAAUCCCUCCUCCGCGAGGAGAAUUCGCCGCUCGUAGCAUUCGGCGAAAUCGGUCUGGACUACGAGUACCUCGACCGCGCCGACAAGGAGACGCAAGCUCGAGCAUUCAAGGAUCAACUCGAUCUAGCAGUGGAAUUCCAACUCCCGUUGUUCCUGCACGUUCGGGAAUCCUGUGCCGAUUUCAUCGAGAUUAUCCGUCCGUAUCUACCCCGGCUACCUAAGGGCGGACUGGUCCACUCGUUUACUGGAUCUGUGAGCGAGAUGCGGCAAUUAACCGAUGAGCUGGGAUUGAAUGUCAGUGUGAACGGGGUAUGUUUCCGAACGGAGGAGCAAUUGGAAAUGGUGAAGGCGAUUCCUCUGGAGAAGUUGCAGUUGGAGACGGAUGCGCCGUGGUGCGAGGUGUUGAGUGGGGAUGAGAAGAUUGCGCCAUUCUUGGAGAAGGCGAGGGAAAUGCCAUCGGUGAGGAAGCACAACAAGUUUAUCUCGGGGCAGAUGGUAAAGAACCGUAACGAGAGCUGUUUCAUGGAGAGGGUAGCGAUGGUGGUUGCGGGGGUGAAAAGGGUAUCAGUGCAGGAGGUGGCGGAUGCAGCGUGGGAGAAUAGUGUCAGGAUGUUUGGGUUGGGGGUACGGCAGUAGGUCAGCUGUACUUGAGG